AUGGCGCCGAAAACCAAUCCGAACAUAGAUGUCACCAUGCAGGAUUUAGAGUGUGAUACCAUUCAGCACAAGGGCGACAGCAAAGGGGAGGUGGCAGUUACCGAAGCCCCAGCGAAUAAUGGGCAGCCCGGCGUGAGCAGCGUUGAAGCCUUCAACCGUGUUCUGUAUCACUCAGGAAAACGGGGAAAGGUGCUGCUCAUAACCCUGGUGUUCUCGAUCGGCCUCACUAUGUUUGCAUAUGCCUUGGAUCAGGGAAUCACUUCCCAGUUCAACACCAUGGCGACGUCCUCGUUUUCGAUGCAUGCAGAACUUGGAGCAGUGAAUACCGCGAGUCAGAUCAUUCGCGCCAUUUCGAAGCCUUUCAUCGGAAAGCUUGCGGAUAUCACUUCCAGACCCACAACCUACCUGGUAGUGCUUGUUUUCUACGCCAUUGGCUUUGCAGUCGCUGCUAGCUGUACAAACCUCGCCGCAUACACUGUUGGGAUAUGCUUUACGGCAUUUGGUAAAUCUGGGCUGGAUCUUCUCAGUGACAUUAUCGUCGGUGACUUGACAACACUCCAGUGGCGAGCCUUCUGGGGUGGUAUGCUAAGCACUCCAUUUUUGGUCACUACCUUUGUCAAUGGAUUUAUUGCCGAAAGCUUUAUUCCCGACAAGUGGAGAUGGGGCCUGGGAAUGUUUGCAAUCAUGGUUCCAGUACUCCUCAUCCCCGCGAUCUGGAAUCUCUACGGAAUGCAACAUAAAGCCAAGAAUGCUGGCAUGAUCAGUAUGGGAGACAGCGGAAUUGCUCGCAAAGGUGGUGAGAAAGUCCACGGAGCCUCGGCAUAUGCCAGCCUAGCAUGGAGUGGCAUUAUUGAGAUUGAUCUUGCUGGGUUAGUCCUUCUGGGUCUUGCUUUCUCUCUCAUUCUUCUCCCCUUCACCCUAGCUCAAUCUGCCAAAGGUGGCUGGAGCAAUGCUAGCAUGAUCGCUAUGUUGGUGUGCGGGAUUGUCGUCUUGAUAAUGUUCGGAAUAUUCGAAGUUUGGUUUGCGCCAAAGCCAAUCAUGCCUCGUCGAAUUCUCAAAAACAAGGCGUUUCUUGCUGCUGUCAUGGUGGACAUCUUCAACCAAAUGGCCAGUGCGACAAGGAACAACUAUUUUUCAUCUUAUAUCUACAUCAUCAAACCUUGGUCUAACUAUGUGUGGACUGUGUUCCUGGGCACUACGACUUUGUGUCUCUGUCUGUUCAGCCCUUUGGGUGGCCUGCUUCACGCCAAAACCCACCGGUACAAGACCUUAAUGGUUACGGGUGCCGUGCUCAAACUGAUUGGAUAUGCCAUCCUCAUGGCCGAUCACAGCCGUAGUACCAUGAAAACGGGCGCCCUUGUUGCUUCUCAAAUUCUCCUCGGAACCGGAGCUUUGACGGUUAUUGGCGCCCGAGUUGGCUCACAGGCUUCUGUGCCACACGAAGACAUGGCCACUGUCAUCUCAAAUUUGUCUUUGUGGAGUACACUGGGAAGCUCAGUCGGGUACACAGUUGCCUCCUCUAUUUGGACCGAGAAAAUGCUUCCCUACAUGAGAGAUGAAUGCCCUGCCGGUACUUCCGAGGCUACUUUGAAAAAGAUCUAUGGAUCGAUCAAAGUACUCCGCACGAAGUAUGAAUGGGAUGAUCCGAUUCGCCAGGGCGCUAUCCGAGCAUACACUAGGACUAAUGGGGUCAUCUUUAUCGUCGCAACCCUUCUUGCUGUGAUCCCGGUCGUGUUUUCUCUGAUGAUGCCAGACUAUUAUCUUGGAAAACAACAGAACGCAGUAACCAACACUGGCCUUGAUGGUGAACCUGUUGACGUUCCCCAGAGAGAAGAAGCGCGUAACCAUGGCGGGAUUUGGAACUCUAUCAAGAACGCCUACUACAAAGACCGUUGA
This is a messenger RNA of Penicillium brevicompactum, 1896 nucleotides long. RefSeq names its product siderophore-dependent iron transporter. NCBI's taxonomy places the organism in Eukaryota, Fungi, Ascomycota, Eurotiomycetes, Eurotiales, Aspergillaceae. Gene Ontology annotation, molecular function: transmembrane transporter activity. Gene Ontology annotation, biological process: transmembrane transport. The record is from RefSeq and is a predicted model, not a curated record. The transcript is spliced from 3 exons. The coding region runs from base 1 to 1896 and encodes 631 amino acids.